GCUUAUUAUGCCUCUAGCGUUUAGAGACGGGUGAGCUCCGGGUAGGUAGUUUACUUGCGAGUAGUGCUCGAUUUCGAGGUGUGUUUGAGGAAAGAGCGAAGGGCUAAGCUUGUUUUCAUACAGCUUGUAAGUUGUCUGUGUUUUUGUUAUAUCUGUCGUUUCCAUUUGCCUCUAUUUGUAUGCAACUUUUUCAUGCUCUCAAUGCGUGCUUUGCAGAGGGUGGCUCUUGCAGGCGCUGGUCUGCAGGAAAAUACUGGCUGAGGAGUCAGGUGUGCUGGACAAGCAGUGGGAAGAAAGCUCUGAACAUUAACAGGAAAAUAACAUUGAAGCAGAAUGUCGCUUACCUUUUGUCUGAAAAGGUGAAAUAUUUUCAGAUAGAAAUGGCUGAUAAGGGUGGGAAGAUGCUUCCAGGACAUUUUUACAUUCAAGUGGAGUAUGACUAUGAGUAUGAGGCCAAGGAUAAGAAAAUUGUGAUCAAGCAAGGGGAGAAAUACAUCUUAGUGAAAAAGACUAAUGAUGAUUGGUGGCAGGUCAAAAGAGAUGAAAAUUCCAAACCCUUUUAUGUGCCAGCUCAAUAUGUGAAGGAAAUACCCCGGAAAGCACUGAUGCCCCCUGUCAAGCAGGCAAGCAUGUUGCCAAAUAACACCUUGAAGUUGACACAUGGAUUACAGAGAUCAACAGAAAAUGUGAAUAAGUCACCAGAGCUUUCUAGUUUUGGAAAAUCUUCUCCAGUUCAAGUGUCUUGCUUAGUUCGAGAUGCCAAUCAAAAUCUGGGACCGAACAAUAGCCCCUGUCAAACUUUUGGUUUGAGUCUGGACCUUACCCAGAACAAUGGAAAACUUAACAAUGAGUUGCAGUCUCCCAAGGUUUCCAAUCAGUUUAGAACCAUUUCCAUGGGUCAUUUCCCAUGCCCGGAGUUCUUGGAAAUAGAGAAGACCAGCUUUUUACAUGAACAGUCUUGUGAUUCAGCAGGAGAAGGCUCAGAAAAAAUUCACCAAGAUUCAGAGUCUGGAGAUGAACUCAGUAGUAGUUCCACAGAACAAGUGCAGCCAACUACUCCACCAAGCCAAGGGAGGCCUGAUUCACCAGUUUAUGCUAACUUACAAGAACUGAAAAUAUCUCAAUCUGCACUUCCACCUCUACCUACAAGUGCUCCAGUCCAAAUAAAUGGGGAAUGGGAAACCCAUAAAGAUACGACAGGACGCUGUUAUUACUACAACAGAGGAUCACAGGAGCGAACCUGGAAACCUCCGCGGUGGGCCCGAGAUGCAAGCAUUAAUAAAGGGGAUUCCCAGAGCCAUGCAGAUCAUGAGCAUCUUUCAUCAGAAGAAAACGACCACAGUUCUUGUUACAGCCAGUCAGAUAGUCAGUAUGGUUCUCCUCCAAAGGGUUGGUCAGAAGAGUUGGAUGAACAUGGUCAAACCUUAUAUACCAAUGACUAUACUAAUGAAAAGUGGAUAAAACAUGCAGAUGAACAAGGUAGACCAUACUACUACAGUGCUGAUGGUUCCAGAUCAGAGUGGGAGUUACCUAAGUAUAAUGCUUCACCACAGCAGCAGAGAGACAUAAUAAAGAGUAGGAGUCUGGACAGGAGGCUACAGGAACCAAUAGUUUUAACAAAAUGGAGGCACAGCACAAUUGUGCUGGACACCAACGACAAGGAAUCAUCAACUGCUUCUAAGGCCAGUUUUCCUGAAAAUGAAUCAUCUCCUUCUUCACCAAAGCAUCAAGCCACAGGUCAAGAAAAGUACGGGUUAUUAAAUGUGACAAAAAUCACAGAAAAUGGGAAGAAAGUUCGAAAGAAUUGGAUGUCAUCAUGGGCAGUAUUACAAGGGUCAUCACUGCUGUUCACUAAAACUCAAGGAAGUGGAACUGGCUGGAAGUUUGGUGUUAAUCAGUCUAAGCCAGAAUUUACAGUGGAUCUCAAAGGGGCUUUGAUUGACUGGGCCUCGAAGGACAAGUCCAGCAAAAAGAAUGUUAUUGAGCUAAAAACCCGCCAAGGUACUGAGCUCUUAAUUCAAUCAGAUAAUGACAGCUUUAUUAAUGAAUGGUAUAAAGUUCUUAACUACACCAUCAAUAAUCAGGUAAUAGAGUCUGAUGAAGCAUUAGAUGAUGAAGUACCAGAUUCCCCUGGAGUGGAAAAACAAGACAAAGAGAAAGAGAAAGAAAAUAAAGACUCAAAGAAACUUCGUUUGAAAGCACCCAGCAAUAUAGACUCCACAGAUCAGAAAAAGACCAAAACGAAGCUCAAGAAGUUUCUUACACGGCGCCCUACGUUACAAGCUGUCCGUGAAAAAGGCUACAUUAAGGAUCAAGUUUUUGGUUCAAAUCUCACCAGCUUGUGUCAAAGAGAAAACAGCACGGUGCCAAAGUUCGUGAAGCUGUGCAUUGAGCAUGUUGAAGAACAUGGAUUAGAUAUUGAUGGUUUAUACAGAGUUAGUGGCAAUCUUGCAGUGAUACAGAAGCUGAGAUUUGCAGUCAAUCAUGAUGAGAAGCUGGACUUGAAUGACAGUAAAUGGGAAGAUAUACAUGUCAUUACAGGAGCUCUAAAAAUGUUCUUCAGAGAGUUGCCAGAGCCACUGUUCACUUACAACCACUUCAAUGACUUUGUCAAUGCAAUUAAGCAAGAACCAAGGCAGCGUGUCCCUGCUGUUAAAGAUUUAAUCAAACAGUUGCCAAAACCAAAUCAGGACACGAUGCAGGUACUCUUUAGACACCUGAAAAGAGUUGUAGAAAAUGGAGAAAAGAACCGAAUGACCUAUCAAAGUAUAGCAAUAGUUUUUGGUCCAACCUUAUUAAAACCAGAGAAAGAGACUGGUAACAUAGCAGUCCACACAGUAUACCAGAAUCAGAUUGUGGAGUUAAUUCUACUGGAAUUGAAUUCCAUCUUUGGACGCUGACAUUUUUCUUGGAGAAGAAACUGGAAGCGAUGGGUUGGCAGCAGUACUCCAUCAGAAGGAAAACUUCUUGUUGUAUAUGAUGUUUUAUGUUUGUGGACCAAGCAGCAACUUGUUUUUUGCACUUUUGGGGAGGGAAGAAACAGGAGAAAUGUUUGACCACUUUAAUGCGAAUUAAAGACAACACUUCAGAUUUCUUUGAAAAGUUCAAUAUAAAAAAUGAAUUGAAAAGUUUAUAGUUUGCCUUUUUAAAGUAUCAUUGGAAAAAUUUAAUAUAGGUUCAUACACUGGAUUUCUUGGAGAGUAAAACUAAUAAUCUCAGACUGGAUAAUCUGGAAUUUAAUCUCAAAAUUCUUCCAUAUGAUGGGGAAAAGUCCUACCAUUUUUCCCAGUAUGGAAAAAUUCGGUGAAGUUACAUCUUAAGCUUGUUUAUUACAACCUACCUAGAUCUGUAUGACACUUUUCCAAGGGGUUUCUGCAUGCCUGACUGUCCUAGACUUGCACUAACAGUUUGGUUUAGUUAUUCAGAUCUAAUUCUUCCCUUGAUGUCUGCUGCCCUCUGCCUUCUUUUUCUCCUGUUUCGCUUUGUUUUUUUGUGGUUUUUUUUUUUUUUUGUUCUGUCUUUUUUUUUUUUUUGUGGGGCUUUUUUGUUUUGUUUUGUUGUUUGUUUGUUUGGAUUUUUUUUACUUCUUUCUUUCCUCCUUUUUUUUCUCCAGCAGCCUCUCUGGAAGUUCUUUGCUGCUUCAUAGAGCAGCACACUAUUACACUAUUUCAAACACUGAACUUGUAAGAAUAUCCAGCAAUGGUUAUUUGUCGUGGGGCAUAAUAGAAGUAAUAUUUAAUAAACAUGUUCAUUUUUCAGGGUAUGUCCUGAGCUAAGUUUUGUGUUAUACUGAUCUAAAGCUGAAGUCCUAAGUAAAUACCGACUGUAACACUGUAUUGAGUUCUUGGUAUAAUGCUGUGGUAGUGGAAGUUCAUUCUUGAUGUAAAUACAGGCUGUCCUUUUGAUUCCUGUAUAUAAGUCGGUUCCUGUAUAGUUGAAGAACACUUUAGUCACACAUUUCUAAUCAUGGGUAGAUUGGCUACAGUAGCAUAAUGUUUCCAGUGGAUGUCUGGGUUUCAGCAGGGAAACAGGUUAUGGGGAGGGAGGGAGAUCUAACUGUGUGCACUUUUAGAUGUUAAUUACAUUUGCGGGCAAAUAACUGUAAUGCAAAUGGUACUGGAGAAAUACUGAGUGUGCUUGCUAAAUUGUUAAUGCACUACAAGAAGAGCCUUUUAGAUUAUUUAAUAUGUACAGGAUACAUUAGAAAAAUGUAUUAUGAAUUCUAACAUCUGCAGAUAGUGAAAGUCAUGUUUUGAUAGAUAGAUGUUUGAUGGAAUCCACUAUGCUAAAUUUAAGAUUUUCUUUUUACAUUAAUGUAGAAUAAUUUGUAAAAUUGGUUUUGAAAGAUUUUGUUACAGGGAGCAUGGUUUGCUGAAGAUUUUUUUAAAUGUAUUUUUCUAGACUAACUGCUGUAUCUGACAUAUUUGUUAUGUCUAACCUGAAUAAAGAAAACCAGUAGUUCUUUUAGAGUUUACCAUACCCACUUCAGACAACACGAGCCCCCUUUGAACAAGACCAAUGUAUCUUACCCCUUAGCAUGGAUGGAUACCACUUGUGACAAAGAGCUGUCAUACUGGACUGAAAUAUCAAUGCCUGCUUUAUAACCUGACAAUUUUAGGAACUUCCCAGUCCCCUUCUUUAACAACUUGAAUUCUAACAUAAGGUUCAGAGAGGGCAGAAGUAAUUUAUGGAUAUAAAUUUGCAGUCUUUAAAACACAUCCCAGCUUGGAGCCCGCUGUACAGGAAACAGUUACGUUGAGGAGGGGAUUGUGUCAGUAGCCUCGGCUCUGCUGUGUCCCUGUCACACACAGCCCUGGCUGGCAGCACAGGGGACGUGUGGUGACACACUGAGCUGUAACCAGACUGAUGGUACGAGAAUUUCACGAGCAUAGGGCUUGCAUGAAAAGUUUUUAGAGAUGAGCAAGGAGAUUAGUAACCUUGUGGCUUUCUCAGUGUCUUCUUGUGGUAAUGGUGAAGUCUUGUGGUUUGUUGCAAAGCGACCUGGGUGAGAACUGUGAAAGCCCUGUCUCAGAGGUGUGUUGUCAGCCUCCCUCUGGGCUGUCACACCGAGCUGAGCCUGUGCCCUAACCUUCUAGAAAAUAUUGACUGAGUUGGAAUCUGUGGCUGUACAUUAUUGAAACCCUGCCUUUGGCUGUAAAGGAAGAAUUCCUGCUGCUACAUGAGAGGGCUUGUUCACCGGUCACCUUUUGUUGUGAGUGUUCCCUUUUUGAAAGGAAGAAUGCCUUUUUAAAGCAAUUGAUUUUGAGGAUGUCACACUUUUCCUUGUAUUCCCCAAAAAUAAAGCAUUUUGUUAUUACAAAA
Messenger RNA from Haemorhous mexicanus (house finch), 5322 nucleotides. RefSeq names its product Rho GTPase activating protein 12 (gene ARHGAP12). NCBI's taxonomy places the organism in Eukaryota, Metazoa, Chordata, Aves, Passeriformes, Fringillidae. Gene Ontology annotation, molecular function: protein binding. The coding region runs from base 180 to 2900 and encodes 906 amino acids. The transcript has 18 exons. Gene Ontology annotation, cellular component: cytoplasm. Gene Ontology annotation, biological process: regulation of GTPase activity; signal transduction. The record is from RefSeq and is a predicted model, not a curated record.